UUCACCAGAUGAGGAAGGUCGCGCGUCACACCAACAUCGUUUGGUUUUCAUCUCAUUAUAUCAGUUUGUGAAAUUAUUUAGACCUCAAGUUGAUUGAUUUCUGUUCUUCCUUUACGUUUUAUAGAAGCGUAAUUUGUGAUUUCUUGAGACAAAGGUAAUCAACCAUCCAGCUCGUUCCUCUAUCAUUGGACAAUUUGACUCCGGAUAAUCUCGGAACCUCGGUAUCACGUUCAUCUAUAGCCAGUUUCAUUAUUUAUCGAUAAUUGUUUUCACUGAUCAGAAUCGGAGAUGGCGACAUCUCCUACGCCAUCUAGCUCGAUUCCACCAUCAGGUCAAAGUGGUGCAAGUGUUAGCGCUGGGCAUUCCGACAUUGGCAAUACACUAUUUGUCAGUAAAGAUGUAUCAUUGACCUUAAGUUCUGAGUCCUUAUUUAUCAAAGGUAUGUAAGCCUCUUUCAUGUAUAAUGUGUAUACUAAAGAGUCAUAGGAGCAGGUCCUCGUCGUUCUAUGACACUAGAUGCAUCCGCCUCUUCGGAUCCUGUGGGCUCUUCAACUUCACGUGCAAUACCUUUACGUCAUAUUCUUUGGGCAGAGUUGAUUGAGAAAGAACUCAUCAUAAAUUACGCAAAGGAGCUUUCAAAAACUAUUCUUCAACCAGCAGUACUGAAGUAUGUUAUCGAAGAGGAACGAGAUCGAGUGGAAGCAUGGAUUUCUAGCCUUAAGGAUCGAGCAUAUGGUCAAUCCCAACAACAGAAACGAGUUAAAGUAUUGAUUAAUCCAAAGAGUGGAAAAGGGCAAUCGGAGAAGAUUUAUGCAAAAGAUGUUGCGCCAAUUCUUGAUGCUGCCCAUCUAAUAAUUGAUGUGACAGUAACCAAAGCCACAAAGGAAGCCAUAGAUAUUGUGGAAAAGCUUGAUAUUGAAGCUUACGAUGUGAUAAUUUGUUGUUCUGGAGAUGGACUUCCAUUCGAGGUUUUCAAUGGUCUUGGAAAACGUAAAGAUGCAAAGAGAGCUCUUUCGAAAAUGGCUAUUGCGCAUAUUCCUUGUGGGUCGGGAAAUGGGUUACAUUGCAGUCUUCAUGGUAAUAUUAGAUCUGCCAGUAUUGCAGCUCUUUCUAUAGUCAAAGGUAUUCGUACGCCAUUAGACUUAAUUUCAGUCACGCAGGGCGAAGAAAGACAUUUAUCGUUCCUCUCCCAAGCCCUUGGUAUUGUGGCCGAAUUUGAUCUGGGAACAGAACAUUUGCGAUGGAUGGGAGGAACAAGAUUCAUCUAUGGUUUUGUUUUGAAAUCUCUUCAAAAGAAAAUUUACCCUUGUGACAUUGCUGUCAAGGUGGUUACAGAUGAUAAAGAAGACAUAAAGAGACGUUAUCAUGAAGCUAUGCAGCUUGGGGGUACAUCUGAAGAAGUUUUACGAGAAAAUGGUUCAUUAGAGGGUGGCUUACCGGAAUUGAAGUUUGGAACUUCAACCGAUCCAUUACCUCAAGACUGGAAAGUCGAAGAACACGAUAACAUGGGAAGUUUUUAUUGUGGUAAUGUAAGUAUUAUAAAGUAGAAUUGCCUUCUGAUGGUACAAAGUGAGCUAAUUUAUGUUUUAGAUGUCUUGGAUGGGAGCAGAUGUGGAUUAUUUUCCAGCUGCACUUCCAAGUGAUGGUUGUAUGGAUAUGGUCACCAUCGAUUAUUCUAAUCUCAGUCGGCUCCAAGCAUUACAACUUUUUCCCGCUGUCGAAAGUGGUAAAUUCUUUGGCCUUCCAUAUGUCAACUAUCGGAAAGUCGAAGCAUACCGGAUCACUCCGAAGAAUCAACCCGAUGGUUAUAUAUCCAUUGAUGGAGAGCGAAUACCAUUUGCACCAUUUCAAGCUGAAGUGCAUCGUGGUUUGGGUACGGUACUAUCAGUAUCAGGUUAUAAAUAUGAGACUCCUGGUCCUAAGUAAUGAAUCAAACUUGGAAGUGUUCGGGAACCUUUUGAAGAAUGGGGGGCGGUUUAAUAUGACGCGUGGAUAAUAUUUUUAACGCAGUUACUAGCUUGUGUCAUGUGCCUCUUGUACAUUCAUUUAUGGAAGUUAGAUGGGCUUUGUUAACAUGAUUAAAUGGAUGGAUUUUAAAGUUUUUGCUGUGGCUGGCAGCAACUCACGACGGGCCAUACCGAAUAAACUGGAGAUAUCCGGACUCUUGGUAUUUUGUUAAAAUCGAUGGUCGGAUGAUUAUUAGGCCAUUUCCGUAGGUAGCUUUAUUGAUUGAAUGUUUUAUUACAACUA
This is a messenger RNA of Sclerotinia trifoliorum, 2250 nucleotides long. Lineage: Eukaryota; Fungi; Ascomycota; Leotiomycetes; Helotiales; Sclerotiniaceae. The record is from the annotation of a GenBank genome assembly.